Messenger RNA from Otolemur garnettii (small-eared galago), 1068 nucleotides. It is a transcript of the gene GPA33, whose product is annotated as glycoprotein A33. The transcript is spliced from 7 exons. Lineage: Eukaryota; Metazoa; Chordata; Mammalia; Primates; Galagidae. Bases 1 to 1068 code for a protein of 355 amino acids. Gene Ontology annotation, cellular component: plasma membrane. The record is from RefSeq and is a predicted model, not a curated record.
AUGGCCUUGGUCUGGGUGGCUGUCGGUGCCAUCACUGUGGAAACCCCGCAGGAUGUUCUUCAGGCUGCCCGGGGAAAGAGUGUCACCCUUCCGUGCACCUACCACACUUCAGUCACUGAUCGGAGUGGAUUUAUCCAAUGGGAUAAGCUUCUCAGGACUCAUUCGGAAAGGGUGGUCACCUGGAAUUUUGUGACCAAAGAGUACAUCUAUGGUAGCCUUUAUGAGAACCGUGUCAACGUUUCGGCCAAUGCUGAGCAGUCAGAUGCCUCCAUCACCAUUAGUCAGCUGACCAUGGAUGACAACGGCACCUAUGAGUGUACUGUCUCACUGCUGGCAGACCUGGUUGGCACCUUAAAGUCACGUGCCCGCCUCUUGGUCCUCGUGUCACCUUCCAAGCCAGACUGCGCCAUCCAGGGAGAAACUGUAAUUGGGAAUGAUAUCCAGCUGACCUGCGAAUCAAAGGAGGGCUCCCCAGCCCCUCAGUACAGCUGGAAGAGCUACGAUGUCCUGAACCAGGAGCGGCCACUGCCCCAACCAGUCUCAGGCCAGCCCCUCUCCCUUAAGAACAUCUCCACAGACACAUCGGGCUACUACAUCUGCAUCUCUAGCAACAAGGUGGGGAUGGAAUCCUGCAACAUCACAGUGGCCGUCAGAAUGCCCUCCAUGAACAUGGCACUGUAUGCGGGCAUCGCGGCGGGCGUGGCUCUGGCCCUCAUCAUCAUCGGCAUCAUCAUCUACUGCUGCUGCUGCCGGGGGAGUGAUGACAAGGCUGAGGAUAGGGAGGACGCAAGGCCGAAUCGGGCAGCCUACCAGGAGCCACCAGAACAGCUGAGAGAGCUUUCCAGAGGAAGGGAAGAGGACAGCUACAGGCAUGAAGACCAGAGGAGCCAUGGGGACAGCUCCAGGCAUGAAGAUGAGAAGGGCUAUGGGGACAGCUAUAGACAUGAAGAUGAGAAGGGCUACGGGGACAGCUAUAGGCAUGAAGACGAGAGGGGCUAUGGGGACAGCUACAGGCAUGAAGACCAGAGGAGCUAUGGGCGCGAAUCCCCUGUCCCCCAUGACCGGUGA